Molecule: messenger RNA, 1419 nt
Organism: Talaromyces atroroseus
Lineage: Eukaryota; Fungi; Ascomycota; Eurotiomycetes; Eurotiales; Trichocomaceae
Exons: 1
Coding region: 1-1419 (472 amino acids)
Biological process (GO): intra-Golgi vesicle-mediated transport
Cellular component (GO): COG complex
Source: RefSeq, a predicted model, not a curated record
AUGGCACAGAGCGACGCAGCAUACAUAGACUACGACACAUUUCUGGAUCCGGACUUCAGUGCAGCAUCAUUUGCAAAUACCCUGGUCACCAACACCAACAACAUCAAUGACACGCAGGUAGACUUGUCCACACCGCUAUCCCGCGUUCUAUUCGACGUGCAAGAGAUAGACACUCACAUCCACAACCUAACCACUAAAUCUGCCCUGCCGCUCUUGGAAUAUACCCAGGACCGCGCAAAGUCUAGUCAGCACAUCCUCUCAGAAGUCGAGGAGCAGGUCUUGUCUCUUGCAGAUGGCUACCAGCAUCUGGAGAGGGAGGUUCUCCGCAAAUGGGCCGGGGCCGAAGAAGCCAGGGUAGCGGCGCAGAAUUCGUGGGCGACCCUGCGCCUGGCUCGUGCCGUGGCUCGAUGUAUCAGUCUGGGCAGACAGCUGGAGGGCCAGAUUGCCGAGGUGACAGGCCGGGCAGGCGGGAAAGAUGAUCAUCGAGCCAUGGUUCGUGCCGCGACGACCAUCCUCAUGCUGCGACAGAUGUUUUCCGCUAUCGGGGAGGGAGAGGAAGGCCAGGGCUUGGAUAGGGUGAAGGUCAUUCGAACGCUGCGAAGCGAUUUGGUCAUCCCCGCGGAGAACACCACCAAGGCUAGGGCGCAGCAAGUCAUUAACCGAUUUUCCGUGUCGUCGUUGCUCGUUGAUAACUCUAUUAGCACAGCGACGGGCAAUGGAGCCCAGUCACCGCCUCCAGCAUCUUCUACAUAUGCACAGACGGAGGAAACAAAGUCAAGGCUCUUCUCUGCCAUUACGACACUGUAUCUGCUCUCCCCGACUCCGAAGGCUGGGGUUCGAGCGGUAGACUUUCAGCCAGAACUCCUUCUAUCUACGUUACAAGGAUAUAUUCACAAUUCCUUAACCUCGUCUCUAUCCUCACUAAUACGUGGGCUCGCAACGCUACCAACUCUGGAUCGCGCGCUGCUUGAAGUCUCCAGCCGAUGCCAGGACCUAGCUGCGCUAGAGAGUCUACUAGGCGGCCUGAAACGACCGUCUCAUCCAUUGAUAACGACAUCUUCUAACCCUCGCCCGGAAAGCGAGACGGAAUCAGAAGAAGGCAAAACGCUCCUACAACCUGUACUACAAGUAUUAGACACAUCCUCCCUGCCAUCCUACUACUGGCGCUCCUUGGCGUCGUCGCUGCCGGCUCGCGUACAGGAUAUCCUCAACCGGGGUGGAGCUGCGGCGCGCACGCUGCGCUCCAACCGCGACAGAUUGCGGGGUGAUCUUCGCGACUGCGUGCUGCGAGGUUCCCGGUUACCGUCCAGUAUUGGCAAGGGUCACAACGGCAAAGGCAGAACGACGGUUGUUGUUGGGAAUUGGGAGCGAGAAGCGGCGGUGAUGGUCAGUUCGGUGGUUGGUGCAUUGAGCAGAUAG